AUGCCGGCGGACCCUAGAAAAAAUGGGACAACGGGUUUAAAAAAUCACAUAGAAAUGAGAUGCAAGCUCUCUCCUCUCUAUCAACAACAAGGUGAUGCAAAUCAACCUUCUUUGACAACGUAUACAAUGGGUAGUGGAUUGGUUCCUCACACAUUCAAUCAAAAAAAAUGUGAGUUAAAGGUUGUGAAGUUCAUCAUUAAGGAUGAGCAUCCUUUUAGAGUCGUUGAGGGCUCGGGUUUUAAGGAAAUGAUGAACGAGGUGCAACCUCGUUUUAAGGUACCAAGUAGGAAGAAGGUUUCCGAGGGGGUGUGGGAGUUAUUCAUGGUUGAAAAGGUAAAGAUAAUGAGUGUGAUUGGUGAGCAAAGAGUUAGUAUCACAACCGAUACUUGGACAUCGAUCCAAAACAUAAAUUACAUGGUUGUGACGAUCCACUUCAUGGAUAGUGAUUGGAACUUACACAAAAGAAUAAUUAGUUUCACAAAGAUCACUAGUCAUAAGGGCAUUGACAUAGGAAAAACCCUAGAUGCAUGUUUGACGGAUUGGGGCAUACAUAAAGUGUUCACAAUUACCGUUGAUAAUGCUUCCGCCAAUGAUGGGGCGGUUGAGUACAUGGCACAAAGCCUAAAGGCAAUGAACACCUUAAUGUUGGAUGGGAAGUACUUGCACUUGAGGUGUGCUUGUCACAUUCUUAAUUUAAUUGUUAAGGAUGGGUUGAAGGAGCUUAGUGCCUCAAUUGAGGGUAUAAGAAAUUGUGUGAAGUUUAUUCACUCUUCUCCGGCAAGGUUGGAUAAGUUUAGAGAGUUUGCCAUUGCAUGUAGGAUGGACAAGAUGGCAAAUGUGCCAAUGGAUGUGCCUACAAGGUGGAAUGCAACCUAUAAAAUGCUUGAAGGUGCAUUCAAAUAUAGGCAAGUUUUUGAGAAGAUGGCAUAUUCUUGUGAGGUGUUUCAAGCUUAUUUUCUAGAGGAAGAAAAAGUUAAGAAAGUGAUGGUUAAGAGAGUGGGACCUCCAAAAGAUGAUGAUUGGGAGAAGGCAUUAGCUUUUGUGCAUUUUCUCAAAAAAAUUUAUGAUGCUACAUUGAAACUUAGUGCAACCAAAACUUGUACAUCCACAAUAAUUUUCCUAGAAUUGGUUGCUUUACAAGUUCAAAUAGAAGCUAAAAUGAAGGAUCCUAGAAAUCCUACUAUGCAACGGGUAGCAUCUUUAAUGAAGUUGAAAUUUGACAAAUAUUGGGGGAGCUUUGAUGUUGUGAAUAAGCUUAUAUUUUUGGGCAAUGUGCUAGACCUAAGGAUGAAGCUUCAAAUGCUCCAAAUAAGCUUUGGGAAUCUUGGGGUAGAUGCUAGAAAGCAAGAUGAGAUUGUGAAGGAGGUUGUAAAGUGUUUGAAUGAAUUGUAUAAUGAGUAUAAAGAGGUUGGAGGGGGUGUGAGCCAAAUUGAUGAGGAUGAGAUUGAUGAUGAGGUUGCACAAAUUGGUGAUGAUGUUGAUGUCACAUUUCAACUAAUGCAACAACUUGUGCAAAAGAGGAAGGAUGAGCAAUCCGUUGAGAUAUCCAAUGAAGUGGAUAAGUACUUGAUGGAUCCUUUUGAGAGCCCCUUGAGCAAACAAUUCAAUCUCUUGAAUUGGUGGAAAGGGAACCAAAAAAGAUAUCAUAUUCUUUCGCAAGUUGCCAAGGAUAUCUUUGCAAUUCCAAAUUCUACGGUUGCCAGUGAAAAUGCUUUUAGCCUAGGCAAGAGGAUUGUGGAUCUUUUUAGAAGCUCUUUGCAUCAUAAAAUGAUAGAGGCAUUAGUGUGUACUAGUGAUUGGCUUAGAGCAGACGAAUUUUCCUUUUACAAGGAACCAACGGAUGAUGAGGUUGAAUUCUACAAGGAAAUGGAACAUAUAACAACUUAUAGCAUUGGUGCUCAAACAACACAACGGGGUUCUUCAAAUCCACUCACCACCAACACUUGA
Molecule: messenger RNA, 1947 nt
Organism: Prunus armeniaca (apricot)
Lineage: Eukaryota; Viridiplantae; Streptophyta; Magnoliopsida; Rosales; Rosaceae
Source: the annotation of a GenBank genome assembly